Cyphomyrmex costatus is the source of this 978-nucleotide messenger RNA. RefSeq names its product ribonuclease H1. The transcript has 6 exons. Gene Ontology annotation, molecular function: RNA-DNA hybrid ribonuclease activity; magnesium ion binding; nucleic acid binding. The record is from RefSeq and is a predicted model, not a curated record. NCBI's taxonomy places the organism in Eukaryota, Metazoa, Arthropoda, Insecta, Hymenoptera, Formicidae. Gene Ontology annotation, biological process: DNA replication, removal of RNA primer. The coding region runs from base 34 to 978 and encodes 314 amino acids.
UCAGGAAAAAGGUCAUAUGUAUUAAGUAAAUUGAUGAAAUUGGACUGUAUAUUUAUAGUCAAGCAUUAUUUUUUCAACAAAAUGCCUUACUAUGCAGUAGCCAUGGGUCGAAAACCUGGAAUUUAUGCUACAUGGGACGAAUGUAGUGCUCAAGUUCUUAAAUUUCCUGGAUCAAUAUAUAAGAAAUUUGCAACAGAAAGCGAGGCUCAAAACUUCAUAAAAGAGCGUUCUUCUUCAACUAUAGGAAAAAAUUCUACUAAAAGCUAUGCUUCAUCAAUUGUGAAAUCUGCAAGAUCUCAAAUGUUGCCGAAACAACUGUUUACACUUGGUCGUAAGCAGUCUGCACUAGUUCAGACAAAACCAUUAUUAUCAAUUUCAAAAAGGACAUUAUCUUCAAGUGACGAUAGUAAUGAACACCCAAGCAAAAAGAGAAAAAUAGCGGACAUUUCAAACUAUUGUCUUCGUUGUGUAGCUCCUCUUGACCAGGAUGACAAAGCGAAUUUUAUCAUGGAUAAAGACGACUAUGUGAACGUUUUUACGGAUGGUGCCUGCAGUUCAAAUGGAUAUAAGAAUGCACGAGCCGGUAUUGGUGUUUGGUUUCGAGACAACCAUCCCUUAAAUGUAUCUGAACCGGUAGACGGACGACCUACUAACAACAUGGCAGAGAUUCAAGCUGUUACAGUAGCUGCAAAACAAGCGAAAAAGGCAGGGAUCAAGAAAUUGAAAAUCAACACUGAUUCUAAAUUUCUCAUCUCCUGCAUUACGCAAUGGAUGCCAGCGUGGAAGAAAAGAGGAUGGAAGACUGUGGGUAACAAACCAGUUAUAAACAAAACAGAAUUGUUGGAAAUGGAGAAAGAAUUAGAGAAUUUGACUGUUGUUUGGAAUCAUGUGAAUGGACAUGCAGGAAUUUAUGGUAAUGAAAUGGCAGACAAAUUGGCAAGAGAAGGCUGUUUGCGAUAUAAAAAUAAAGUUGAAUAA